Scomber japonicus (chub mackerel) is the source of this 1602-nucleotide messenger RNA. RefSeq names its product potassium inwardly rectifying channel subfamily J member 14 (gene kcnj14). Gene Ontology annotation, biological process: regulation of monoatomic ion transmembrane transport; potassium ion import across plasma membrane. Bases 1 to 1602 code for a protein of 533 amino acids. Lineage: Eukaryota; Metazoa; Chordata; Actinopteri; Scombriformes; Scombridae. Gene Ontology annotation, molecular function: inward rectifier potassium channel activity. Gene Ontology annotation, cellular component: plasma membrane. The record is from RefSeq and is a predicted model, not a curated record. The transcript is spliced from 3 exons.
AUGAUGGGAGCAGCACGUGUGAAACGGCGCUUCAGUGCUGUGGUGGAUGGGCCAGUGGAGGAGGAGGAGGUCAUGAGGCUGGCACAGAGUGCUGCAGAUACGGCUAGGGCAGGGGGAAGUCCAACAGGGUCAGGGACCCCAACCAGUCCCUCCCCGACCCAUGCCCUCAACGGCAAAGCUCUACCUCUUCAGAGCAACACCAACAAUGCACGGAGGCAGAGUGCCAUUGGAGAGUCAGUUGGGGGAGACACAGGAGGAGAAGGCGGGAUGAGAGCAGGAAGGAUAUGCUCAGGGCUAAGAAGUGGAAUAGGCAGUAGUUUAGGAGGAAGAGUUGAAGGCCGGUCAUCUUCAAAUCCACUCUCUUCCCCCUCCACUACCAACCGCCGCCGCACCAGGCGCUCAAGCCGCCGGCCCCGACAGCGCUUUGUGGGCAAGGACGGACGCUGCAACGUCACCUUCGUCAACAUGAGCGAGAGGGGCCAGCGGUACCUCAGCGACCUCUUCACCACCUGUGUGGACAUCCGCUGGCGCUGGAUGCUGGUCAUCUUCACCCUCUCCUUCCUUCUCUCCUGGCUGCUCUUUGGAUUUGCCUUCUGGCUCAUUGCCUCCGCGCAUGGGGACCUUUCUAUUCGGCUUGCCCCCAGCUCAGGAAUCUCAGGAUCAGGAGAGGCCGGAUCUGGAGGAGAGUCGGAUAGAGAGACUGUCGUUGAGGAGCCGUGCUUCCUCCAGGUGAACAGCUUUAUGGCGGCCUUUCUAUUCUCCUUGGAGACGCAGACAUCCAUCGGUUAUGGAUUUAGAAGCGUGACCGAAGAAUGUCCCCUGGCGGUGGUGGCGGUCGUUUUGCAGUGCAUUGUGGGCUGCAUUAUUGACGCCUUCAUCAUCGGGGCAGUAAUGGCAAAGAUUGCUAAGCCCAAGAAGCGCAACGAGACACUGAUCUUCUCUGACACAGCUGUGGUGGCGCUGAGGGAUGGCAGACUGUGCAUGAUGUGGAGGGUUGGAAACCUACGUAAGAGUCACCUGGUAGAGGCGCAUGUCCGAGCACAACUACUGAAGCCAAGGGUAACUCCAGAGGGAGAGUUCCUUCCGCUGGAUAAUGAGGACAUCAAUGUGGGUUUUGACACUGGCACAGACCGCAUCUUCUUGGUGUCACCAGUGACAGUUGUCCAUGAGAUCAACGACGAGUCUCCAUUCUUCGAGAUGGACCAAAAGACCCUGGAAAAUGACUCUGAAUUGGAAGUAGUUGUCAUACUUGAGGGCAUGGUGGAGGCCACAGCCAUGACCACACAGUGCCGUAGCUCCUAUCUGGCUUCCGAAAUCCUCUGGGGACAUCGCUUCGAACCAGUGCUCUUUGAGAGGAAAGACGGUUACCAGGUGGACUACUCAUUCUUCCAUCGAACAUAUGAGAUCCCAAACACACCCUCAUGCAGUGCUAAAGAACUCGCUGAGCAGAAGUACAUUCAAAGCUCACGCUCAUCGUUCUGCUAUGAGAAUGAAGUGGCUCUGCAACUCGUCUCCCCUGAUGAUGACCCUGAACAAGACCCUGAAUGUCCCUCCCCACCAACCCGAAGGCAGUCACUGUCAGAACAUCUCCACUACAACUGA